Plodia interpunctella (Indianmeal moth) is the source of this 3197-nucleotide messenger RNA. RefSeq lists its product as uncharacterized. The coding region runs from base 894 to 1901 and encodes 335 amino acids. NCBI's taxonomy places the organism in Eukaryota, Metazoa, Arthropoda, Insecta, Lepidoptera, Pyralidae. The record is from RefSeq and is a predicted model, not a curated record. Gene Ontology annotation, cellular component: cytoplasm. The transcript is spliced from 6 exons.
CUAAACAAAUUUGAUGAUUGAGAUUGCGAAAUACCUACAUAGGUAGGUACCUUCUUGAUGAGUUAGCUAUUCAACUUCAUUCGACACUAAAGAGUUUUUACAAGAGCGCAAGCGCGUCCUUAUAAAAUGUUGCUUCGUAAAAGUUUCUCUAAAGCAGCAGCAAGUAAUGACUCAUAGAUAUCAGUCGUGCAAUCUUGUGGUUUUUUGUUGAGUUUCGACAAUUCAAUGACGCAACGCAACGUAACUCGUCUGUUGGCGAUCAAAUCCCCGCGCUCGCAUGCCUGGUGCUGCGGGCACUGUCAAUAAACUUUGGCCGUACAAGGUGAGCUCACUGAAUGUUAUUUUGUUCGUCGUCGCUCGAAUAAAAACCUGUACCUGCUUAGAUUUAUUUGUAAGCUCUACAUGUUUUCAAAUGCGUUUCCAUUUUUAUAAUUACUGUCCACGUUUCUGUAGCAAUUUGCAGAUUUUAUAGUAAUGAUUUUAGAGGUCAAGAUCAUAUAAAAAAAUUGCUAAAUUACGGAACUCGCAUGGUUGCUGGUGAAAGUGGCAAACACGAGUACUCGGGCAGCGGCGCGAGACGGGCGCGGGCGGGUGUACUGGUCUGAGCCAGACGUGGCGGAAGAAGCGGACUUAUUGCGCGCAGGCCGCGCAUGUAUUGCUGUCGUUUGUGUUCUUGUGUCGCUAAAAGCACGUAAUGUUUAUAAUGCCGUGCUAGCUUCUUACUAUUUAUCAUGCAAUAAAUACACAUUUACGUUCUGUGAUCUUGAUAUUGCCUCAAAUGUGCAUAAAACAUUAUAAAGUCGUGUGUAACCAAGGAGAAUCCAAUCGGAUAAGUCUGGUGAAAAUUAAAAUAUGUUAUAUUGCCGCGGAAGAGGCAGAUAGUGGUAAGAGGAAUGGCUAGUGAUGAGACGUCGAGUGGCGGCGGGGGUAUGGAGCCGACGAGCUUGGAGUACAUGGAAGAUCCGUACUUCGUGCCACCGGACGACGACUCGACGCCGAGCUUCGACGUUGCAGUGGACGAGCUGGACGAGGCCGAGGAGCUGACCAGCUGGCCCCACGACGACGCGGACGCCGACUGGCGCGCGCUGCCGGACCUCGCUGACGCUGCGCUCUGCAUUGAGACAGAAUUCUAUAUGGACAAUCGCCGGCGACGAUUGCGUAUAUUUAGAAAAAAAAUGCGCGAAGUCAGAGUCACGUUCCAAGAUCUAUCAAAGCCUUAUCUUGCCAAAGUAUCAAGUCACACGAAUUACAAAAAGUUUUUAGGUAUCACACUUGGAGCCGAGGAAGCCAUGCCCGCGGCCGGCGGGCCCGGCGGGGCCGGCGACCCGCACGUGGUGGACGAGCUGGCGGGGCUGACGCCCGAGCAGGCCGAGCAGCUGCGCGCCGAGUGGAGUCGCGAGCUCGCCAGGGUGGAGGACGAAAUCGCGACGCUGCGGACCGUCCUUCAGAGCAAGAUCCGCCAGAGCUCCGAGCUAAAACGGAAACUUGGCAUUACCGUGUGGAAGGAAAUAACUGAAGAUGUCAAUCAGGGUCUGAAAAACGUGAAAGAAAGCCAAGUCUAUCAAACGAUAGAAACACGCGUGGCUGAUCUUACAAAGGCUGUGACUGAAGCACCAAUAUACCAAAAAACUGAAUCUGUGAUAAAAACCACUGCGGAGAAGACCACGUCGAUCCUGGGCGGCAUCACUGCCGGCGUGUCCAGCAAACUCGGCCAGAUGCGCAACUCGGAGUCCUUCCGUUCCAUCGAAGAGCGAGUCGGCUCGGCCUAUGAGAAUGUUAAGGGUAAAGUAGCCUCCCGGUCCAAUUCCACACAGAGCUUCGACGAGGCGCUGCGCGACGCGUCGCGCGCCGCCAGCGGCGCCACGUCCCCCACCAUCCCCGAACACAAACCCUUGCCUUAAUGCGGCCCCAACCUCGCCCCACGCCGACUUCACUGGAACAUCACUCCUUUCAGCAAAAUACUGGUGAAAUCUCUAAUAUGUGUAUUUUUUUUUCUAAUUCGUAAUUUCUUCUCUUCGAAUUUCUUAUUACGAACAUUGGUGUCAGACUUUAUUCAGGUCAUUGCCAACUAGCAGAAAAAACCUGUAGUAAAUAAAAGAUGAGCUCAUUUAUGUUUGGUUAAAUUUAUGUCGAUGUUACGCUUUAAAAAGAAUAUAAUGUUAAGAGUACCUGUUGUUCAUUCGAAGUACUUUAAUAAGGUUUCGUCGAGUUUCGCUUCAAGAUACCUUUAAUAUGUUUUUUUUUAUUGUAUUAAGAUAAUUUCACUGCACCUUUCCAAGCCCUUUGUUUUUUUCAGUACAAAUCGAAAUAAACUACAUACCUAAGCGGAGGAAAAAUUAAAAUUGAAAUUUCUGUCACAGCUUCAUUUGUAUCUUGUUAAUGUAAUGUACAAACUUGUGAUAGCAAUUCUUUUUCGUUAUUUGGGUAACAAAUCAAAGUAUUUCGGCGUGGUAAUUGAACUGAUAAGUGGUAAUUUGAGACUGUAGGGCUUUUUUUAGUGUUCGAAUAAUUAUACUUAUUCACAUUUCAUUAUUUGUGCCUAAUAUUGCAUUCCAAAAAGAUUAUGUCACUCGAGUGUCGUCGUUUUAACAUUUUAUCACUAUUUAUAUUGAGUACAUAGACGAUAAGUAGAUGUGAGAAAGUAAAUGAAUAAAUCUACUCUGUAUUUCCUAACUGUGACUUAACAUCGUAUAAAUUUUACCUAGUACAUGUAGUAAAUAUGUUUUUAUGAUAAAUGUAAUAAUUAGGCGCUUAACGCAAAAAUAUUGUCUUAAAAUAUAGUCAUCGUCAUGUGAAGUGACGUAAGCUGAAGUAAGUGUAUGUGCCGGUAAUAGCGGCCGAAAUUGCCAUGAAAUUGAUUUGUUUGAUGGCUAUUGACAGUACUUUUUAAAAAACAUUUUUAAGUUAUCUGACAUAAUGCCAUUUACGUCACCGUUAGAAAAUAUCACUCAAAUUGUACAAUGUUCACGUUGUUAUCACUUUAAAUGUAUUACCAUACUAUCACACAUGUUGGAACCACUAAGAAUAAAGAUAUGGGGCAAAUUAUUGUGUAAAAAAACAUCACUAUAACUUGUCGAUGCCUGUUAGGUCCAUAAAAUAUAUUUUUAUAAAAUGCUUAGCUUUCUGUUACUUAUUAAAUAUUUCCACUAUUUACAUUAAAUGCCUCAAUGGUAAAUAAAAUGAUGUAUUAUUUCAAA